Messenger RNA from Debaryomyces fabryi, 1344 nucleotides. RefSeq lists its product as uncharacterized. Gene Ontology annotation, biological process: proteolysis. The transcript has a single exon. Gene Ontology annotation, molecular function: aminopeptidase activity; zinc ion binding; metallopeptidase activity. The coding region runs from base 1 to 1344 and encodes 447 amino acids. The record is from RefSeq and is a predicted model, not a curated record. Gene Ontology annotation, cellular component: cytosol. NCBI's taxonomy places the organism in Eukaryota, Fungi, Ascomycota, Pichiomycetes, Serinales, Debaryomycetaceae.
AUGUCAGGUAGACCGGUUAAACAAGAACAAAAUGCAUAUUAUUUUGAUCAACCAAUUCCUAUUCCAUCAUAUUUGGUUGCAAUAGCCUCAGGUGAUAUCACGAAGGCCCCAAUUGGCCCUAGAUCGCAUGUCUACUGUGAACCAAGUAAGAUAGAUGCCUGCCAAUAUGAAUUUGAACAUGAUAUGGAGAAGUUCUUGACAACAGUUGAAUCGUUAAUUUUCAAAUAUGAAUGGGAUCAGUAUGAUGCAUUGGUGUUACCUUCGUCAUUCCCAUAUGGUGGUAUGGAAAAUCCUAACGUAACAUUCGCUACGCCAACAUUAGUUAGUGGUGACCGUGAAAAUGUGGACGUUUUGGCACACGAAUUAGCCCAUUCUUGGUCAGGAAAUUUAGUUACCAACUGUUCAUGGGAACAUUUCUGGCUUAAUGAAGGUUGGACUGUUUAUUUAGAGAGAAGAAUACAAGGGGCUAUUUAUGGAGAACCAACAAGACACUUUAGUGCUAUAAUUGGGUGGACUGACUUGGAAAAUUCCAUCAAUGCCAUGGGCAAGUCUGCCUCUAGAUUUUCAACUUUGGUGCAAGACUUGAAAGAUCAAUGCGACCCGGAUGAUUCUUUUUCAACAGUACCAUAUGAGAAAGGUUCUAAUUUGUUAUACCACAUCGAGCAAGUGGUAGGUGGAAAAGAGGUAUUUGAUCCAUUUAUUCCAUAUUAUUUCAAGAAAUAUAGGUACAAAUCAUUGGAUACUUACGAAUUUUUGGACACAUUAUAUGACUUUUUCAAAGCUAAGAAGGUUGAAUUAGAUUCAAUUGAUUGGAAUACAUGGCUUUAUAUGCCAGGAAUGCCUCCAGUUAAGCCUAAGUUUGAUAGUACCCUAGUCGAUCAGUGCUACAAUUUAGCUGACAAGUGGUAUAAUGCUAUAGUAAAAGGCAACAAGAAUUACAAAGAAAUUUUCCAUCACAAUGAUGUCAAGAAUUUUAGUUCAAACCAAUCUGUUGUAUUUUUAGACACUCUUACUUCUUUCGACAAGCAUGAAACCUUUAAGUGGUCCGACCACAUCGAUGCGUUACAGGCGAUGAGUGAAAUAUAUUCCAAUUAUUCCAAUUCUUCAAAUGCAGAAGUCGUUUUCAGAUGGUAUGCUUUACAGGUUACUGGUAAAAAUGAGAAGUUCUAUGAUCCUCUUGGUGAAUGGUUGGGAACAGUAGGUAGAAUGAAAUUCGUCAGACCAGGUUAUGUUUUGUUAAAUAGGGCAAAUCGCGAAAAGGCAAUUGCGUAUUUUAAGAAAUUUGAAGCAAGUUACCACCCAAUUUGCAGAUCAAUGGUUAAAAAGGAUUUAGGCUUGAAUUAA